This is a messenger RNA of Symbiodinium natans, 1818 nucleotides long. The record is from the annotation of a GenBank genome assembly. NCBI's taxonomy places the organism in Eukaryota, Dinophyceae, Suessiales, Symbiodiniaceae.
AUGCCGGCGCGACGGCUUUGCAAGACCUGCACACCCGAGCGGCUCUUUCCCGGACGCGCGGCCCUGGCCGAGCACCCGCAUCUCCGGAGUGAACGAUGCGCUCAGUCUACGGCCUGGGCCAAUGCCCUGCAGACUGUCAGCGCCAUCGGGCAGGAUGCGACCCGUCCCAGCGUGGUGACGUGGACCUGCUGCAUAUCUGCUUGCGGCAAGAAGCUGCAUUGGACAUCGGCCGUGUCACAGCUGGCGAUUCUGCCAGACUCCGUCACCUGCAAUGCAGCCAUCAGUGCCUGCCGCACGGCAGCCCGGCCGACUGACGUUUCCUACAACGCGGCAGAAGUUGUUUGUGGUGCCGCCGGCCAGUGGCGGCCCUCACUUCAGAUGCUGCAGGAACUGUUGUGCUUGGCUCUUCGCCUAACCCCGGUAUCCUUCAACACGGCGAUGACUGCGUGCUCCCGUACUUUGCGCUGGCAGAAGGCGCUGUCUGUGCUUGGGGAGCUCACGCCGAAACGCCUGGCGAUGACGGCCGUCUCCCUGACGGCUGCCAUCACUGCCUGCGCCGGCGCCGGGCGCUGGGCUCAGGCUGCUCAGCUGAUGGUCCAAGCGCGCUCCAGAGAGCUGGAGCCCACCCUGCUGAAUUUCAACGCGCUCUUGUCGGCUUUUGCCCAUGGCUCCGAGUGGCAAAGGGCUCUCGACCUGCUCGGAGACAUGGUGGCUGAAAAGCUCGAGGUCGACUCGAUCUCCUUCAACACGGUGUUGGAUGCGUGUGGCUCGGGCGGGAUGUGGCAGCUUGCUUGGCGGCUCCUGGGCUCCAUGCAGAGGCGUGUCCCGCGCGUCCCACCCACUGUCAUCAGCUUCAACGCGGCGAUCUCUGCAUGCUCGACAGGAGGUCUUUGGCCUCAAGGACUGUAUCUGCUGAGGGACAUGACCAGCAGAGGCUUGCUCCCUGAUGCUGUCACCAGCAUGACGAGCAUGACCAGCCUGGCUCUGGACGCUUCGGGCACGAUGGGCUGGCCGCGCGUGCUUGCCCUCCUGGCUGCCCGCAGGGAGCUUCAGCUGGAUUUGAUCGCCUUGCAAGCUGUGACGGCUGUGCUCAGCUCUGCUGAGCAGUGGCAAUCCGCCCUCAUCCUCCUCGAAGCGUCAGAAGCGUCAGGGCACGGGGAAGGCAACGGGGCCGCCUUGGCGGUUCGAUGCAGCUCGUGGCCUCGUGCCUUGGCCCUGGCUGCCUGCAUGUCAGCGCGGCGGCUGCAGAUGGAUCCACUUGGCACGGGCAUCGUCGCCAGCUCGAUGGAGAAAGGCUGGCAGUGGCAGCCAGCCCUGCAACUUCUCAAGAACACCGACUUGCAGAGCCUCCAGCGCAGCAGCUUUGUCCUCAGCCCUGUGGCCAGCGCCUGCGAGAAGUCGGCCUGUUGGCAGGAGGCCCUAGGCUUGGUGGCGGCCAGGCACCGCUACCUCCCCGUUCAGAGCACGAGAAGCACGGCCAAGGCUCGCAACAAAACCUUCAAAGCCUCCAAGGCAGACCCUCAGUCACCCGAGGUGUACCUCUUCAACGCAGCCAUCAGCGCUUGCGAGAAGUCCGAGGUGGAGUGGGCGAUGGCGCUUCAGGUUCUUUCAGUGGUGCCCUGUGCCCAUGUCCAGCCCGAUGUGGUGACCUUCAGCGCAGCCUUGAGUGCUUGCGAGAAGCCCGGCGAGUGGAGGCACGCGCUACAGCUUUUGGCCACGGCCGAGGGUAGGAAGGUCGCGACGAACCUGAUUUCCGUGAAUGCGGCAGUCAGUGCCUGUCACAAAGGAGAGGCCGCAGCACCUAUCUCUUCAGAUUGA